Gossypium arboreum is the source of this 3612-nucleotide messenger RNA. Its product is annotated as disease resistance-like protein DSC1. The record is from RefSeq and is a predicted model, not a curated record. Gene Ontology annotation, biological process: signal transduction; defense response. The transcript is spliced from 4 exons. Lineage: Eukaryota; Viridiplantae; Streptophyta; Magnoliopsida; Malvales; Malvaceae. Gene Ontology annotation, molecular function: ADP binding. The coding region runs from base 70 to 3612 and encodes 1180 amino acids.
CAACCCAAGCAAAACUCACUUGCUAUAUUUCUCUUUCUUUUGCUUCAAGCAUACUAUCAAUACUCUUUCAUGGCUUCUUCUUCUUCAUCAUCUUCUACUCUAAUGAAGUAUCAUGUUUUCUUGAGCUUCAAAGGUGAAGACACGCACCUUAAUUUCACCACUCACUUACUUCAAGCUUUGAAAGACGAGGGACUUGAUGUUUUCUUCGAUGAAGAAAAACUGGAAAGGGGGGACCAGCUUUCACAAGCACUUUCUCGAGCAAUUGCAGUCUCAAAUAUCUCAAUCAUCGUUUUGUCUGCAGACUAUGCCUCUUCGAAAUCAUGCUUGGCUGAACUCUCUAACAUCAUGGACCGCUAUCGCACCAAAAAACAAAUUGUUCUUCCCAUCUUUUACCAUGUUAACCCCUCUGAUGUCGAGAAUCUUGGUGGGAGUUUUAAGACAUCCUUUGAUCAGCAUGAAGCAACGAGGUCAGUUGAUGAAUUAGUGAAACGAUGGAAAACUGCUUUUGCUGAAGUUGGUAAAUUAAAAGGGUGGCAUAUAGAUGGAAGCAUCUCGGAUAGACCUGAAACCCAGUACAUCAAGGAUAUUGUUGUGUACGUUUUGCAAAAUUUGAUGAAGCAUCAAGUUUUCUUAAGCUUAGGUGAAGACACACGCCUCAACUUCUCCAAUCACCUAGUCAAUUAUUUGGAAAACGUAGGAAUUAAUGUCUUCCCUCAUAACGAAACACUAGGAAAAGGAGAGAAACUUCCACCAAUAUAUUCUCGAGCAAUUUCGGCCUCAAAUCUCUCAAUCCUCGUUUUAUCUAAAGACUAUGCUUCUUCGAUAUCGUGCUUGGUUGAACUUUCUAGCAUCAUGGAUCGUAAGCGCGAGUCCACUGACAAACAUAUUGUUCUUCCCAUCUUUUACCAUGUUGAUCCUUCCGAUGUGCGACAUAUUGGUGGGAGUUUUAAGACAUCCUUUAAAAAGCAUGAAUUAGAGCAACCAGCUGAUAGAGUAAUACAAUGGAGAACUGCUUUUGCGGAGGUCGGUAAAUUAAAAGGGUGGCAUAUAGAAGGAGGCAAAUUUGACAGACCUGAAAUCCAGUACAUUGAAAAUGUUGUUGAAUAUGUUAUAAAAAAGUUGACGAAUAUUAAGUCUGGAAGUGCUUCCGAAGAAUUGGUUGGAAUAGAUGAUCAGAAAACGAUAAUUCUGGGUCUGAUUGAGCAAGAAGAUUGUCGGGUAUUAGGACUUUGGGGAAUGGGUGGUCAAGGCAAAACAACCCUUGCUGAGGUUGUAUAUAAAGAAAUCUCUUCAAAGUUUGAAAGUCAUUGGUUUCUUCAAAAUGUUAGAGAGAGAAUAAAACAAGGGAAGAAACCUUUACGAAAUGAACUUUUUUCGAAAUUAUUAAACUCAGAUGUUGAUAUAGGCACCCCCUCCAUAGGAUCCACUUUAACUCAAGACAGGCUCAACAAUAUGAAAGUAAUUGUUGUCCUUGAUGAUGUUGAUGACUUAGACCAAAUAGAUUUUAUGGGUGUUAAACAUUUUGGUUAUGGAAGUAAAAUCAUUCUGACAUCUAGAGAUAAACAAGUGCUUGAGAGUGGAGAAGCUGGCACAAUACAUGAGGUGAAGCCAUUAAAUGACAACGACUCUCUUCAACUUUUUUCUACCUUUGCGUUUAGGCAGUUGAGUCCCGCGGUUGGUUUUCGAGAACUAUCCUAUAGGUUUGUAAAGUACACCCAUGGCAAUCCACUUGCUCUUAAAGUUUUGGGUUCUGGUUUAUAUAAGAAGCCUUCAAAAUAUUGGGAAAGUAAGGCGGAGAAGCUAAAGGAUUUUCCCCCAGAAGAACGAAUUUUAGAGACUUUGAAAAUUAGUUAUUAUGGGCUAAGUAGAGAAGAGCAGAAUAUAUUUCUCGACAUUGCAUGCUUCUUUAAAGGGGAACCCAUAGAAAGAAUAAAAUAUAUUCUAAAUGGUUGUUAUAAGAAUGUAGAGAGUGAAAUAAUCAAUUUGGUCGACAAGUGCAUGAUUAAUGUCUCUUCUGGUCGGGUUCUAUUGCGCCAUUCCAAUUGUUUUGGGGAUGGAGUUUACAUUUCUAUGCAUGAUAUGCUUGAAGAGAUGGGAAAGAAUAUUGUUUGUGAAGAAUCUAAACCCCCUAGAAAGUGGAGUAGAUUGUGGAAUCAUGAACACGUGGAACAAGUGUUCAAAUCUAAUAAAGAUCUUGUUCAUUUACGGGAAAUUGACCUUUUUGAUUGCAAAAAUUUGAAGAAGAUCCCUAAUUUAUUAGGAGCCGUCAUCCUUGAAACACUUCACUGUGGAAAAUGCAAAAGUUUGGUUGAACUUCCUUGCUGCUACCAUUUGACAUCACUUAAAACCCUUCACCUUGAGGGAUGUUGUAGUCUCAAGAAGUUUCCCGAGAUCCCAAAUAACUUUUCUGUUUUAGAUUUAUCAGAAACCGGAAUAGAAGAAGUACCUGAUUUAAUUGAGCACCUCGACAAACUUGAAUGGCUGGAGUUAUCAGACUCAAGGGUAAAAGAUGUAUCAAGCAAUAUUUUAAAGUUAGAAUCCCUUUAUUACGUAAAUCUUUGUCGUUGUCCAAUCGUCAAAUUUCCAACUGUUGAUGUGCCCUCACCAAGCAUGUGGUCUACAGCCCUUAGGAUUAUGUACAUGAAUGGUUGCGAGAGCCUCAAAUUACUCUCAGAGGUUCCACCAUAUCUGCAAGACUUGAGAGUACAUGACUGCAAAUCAUUAGAAAAAGUAUCCUUCACAGAUCAAAAUUUAUGUCAGUUUGAUUCUCUAGAUGAUGAUUAUGAUGAUGAUCAUGUUAACACUGUGUUUACCAUGCUAUUCUGUAAUUGCAUCAACUUAAAUCAAGAGUCGAUUGAUAACAUCGAGGAAAAUGCCAUGCUCAAAAUUGGAUCCCUAGCUAAGAAAUGGGCAGCGCGAUAUGAUGUUUGGGAAUUCAAAUAUUGUUGUAACAUUCCAAGUUUGAUUUGUUGUUUCCCAGGAAACAAAAUUUCAACAAAUAAGUUCAAGUGUCAGAGCAUGAAUUCUUCCUUAAGUCUGAAGAUAGCCCCAAAUGGGGGUAGUGGCAGCAGAUUUUUGGUUUUUGCUAUCUGCUUUGUGGCUAAUCUCACUCACCGCCAUGACUUUCCAGAACUUCGAUAUAUUUGUGAGUACCAACUUACAGCCGCCGGUGGUGGCAAUGGUGGUGGUUAUGAAAAGUUCAGAACUGAGAUAUGUCUCUGUAGUACUCCUGCUCCGGAGAUGUGCAUGGGUGAUCACGUGUUUAUUCUAUCUGGCGUGGACAUGGUUAAAGAAGACAAGAAUUAUGAGGAGGCAUCAUUUGAAUUCUACAUCAAAUAUAACGUUUACCCUGAAGAAGAAGAAGAAGAAGAAGAUAAAGAAGAAGAAGAUGAAGAAGAAGAAGAUUAUGAAGUAGAAGACGAUUUCAAGGUAAAGUCUAUCAAGGUGGAGAGAUGUGGUGUUCAUGUAUUUUACGUGGAUGCAGAGAGUUAUACAGAUGAUAUAGAUGCUACAGAUGAUACAGAUGCUACUCAAAAGAGACAUGCUGGGAACAAAAGAAGCUUUAGCCAUGAUGGUAAAGAAAGGGAUGGAGGACUUAAAAGAUUGAAAUAG